CCAGAAUAUAAAGUUGUACAAAAAAUCGGAGAAGGUUCAUUUUCCGAAGUAUUGAAAUGUCAGGACAGGAUAACUGGCGCUUAUUACGCUGGGAAGAAACUAAAAAAAAUUUAUUCAUCGAUGAAUGAAAUGCUUGAAAGCUCCGAAGUAAUAGUAAUGAGGAAAAUAACUCGACAUCCAAAUAUUUUAUACCUGAUUGAAUCACAUUAUAAUCACAUGACUGGCAGAGUAAUUUUAAUUUUUGAAUUAAUGGACAUGAGUCUGUAUGACCUGAUAAAAAGCCGGAAGAAUCGUGUUAUGUCUGAGCAGAAAGUUAAAAUUUAUUUAUACCAGCUUUUAAGAGGACUUGAACACUUGCACAAGCAUGGCAUCUUCCAUCGUGAUAUUAAACCCGAAAAUAUUCUUGUGAAGGGCGACUUGGUGAAACUCGGUGAUCUGGGUUCUAUUCGAGGAAUUUACAGCAAGCCACCAUACACUGAAUACAUAUCAACAAGAUGGUACAGAUCACCAGAGUGUUUAUUGACCAACGGGUUUUACGGUCCCAAAAUGGACGUUUGGGCAAUUGGUUGCGUUUUCUAUGAAUUGUUGUCAUUGAAGCCAUUGUUUCCUGGCUCGAAUGAGAUUGACCAAAUAGCCAAAAUUCAUGCGAUCUUGGGGACACCUCAUGCUCGAGUUAUUGCUAAAUUUCGGAGAUUAAAUAAAUCUCGAAAUAGUGAGUACUUUUUUCCUAGCAAAGGAAAUGGCUCAGGAUUCACGGUUUUGCUGCCUCACGUAACGGAAACAGGCAAAGAGCUUUUAAAACUGAUGUUAGUCUAUGAUCCUGAAAAUAGAAGUAAUGUUAAGCGAUUGCUGGAUCACAGAUAUUUCAAUAUUCUAAAAGAAAGUGAUCCACCUAGACAACCAAGUGGCUUCACAUUACCCCCGAUAGAAUCUUGUCAAUGGCGUAAUCCUGGUAAUCCUGUUCUUCUCAGCUAUAUUGCAACAGAGAAACGCCGUCGAUAUAAACCUUUAAGUACAAGAAGACCUAAAGUAAUAGAAGAAAUAACUUCCAAAGGAUCACGAACAAUUAAUUCAAGUCCAAGUCGUCAAAACUAUCCCAGUAAAUCUAGCUUCUCGAAGUUAAAUGAUAAGGUAAAAGAAGAAACUACUUUGUACAUGAUUCAUUCGUCAAAGAGGACUGAUAACUCUUGGACGAGAACUGAAAAGUCCUGGAGAAAAAGUGUUUACACAACGCGAACUGAACGAUCAGAAUCACCUAGAUUAAAAGCUAGUGUCUGUAAAUUACCGUUGAUUAAGAAUAAUAAUAACAGAAUUAAUAUCAAUGUAUCUGGUGAAACCGGUGAUGCUUCAAGAGUAACUCGAAAGAUUCCUUCUACUUUUACUCCGCAGUAUAAUCUUCGAGAACGUAAUUUCUAUCCGAAUUUCCGGUCGAAGAUAAUCCAUAAUGCUAAAGAUCAAAACGAUGAUAGUCGAUUUACAUACUUACCUCAAAUUCAGAGACCAAUUCCUGACCGACAACAAGCUGCUCCAACAACCUCAGCACCUCAACACAAUGUUACUCUUGAAAAUAACAAACGUAAAACUCGAUUAGCUACCAUAACAGAAACAAGAGUAACACUUCCGCAUACCAGAUCAUCCAACAUAAAAAGCCCAGCUAAAAAAAUUGCUAAGCAUGAAACUACUAAAUCCCUCGGAAAAAUUCUAACUGCUAAAAAAGCACCACCUGCUAGACGCUUACGGGGCAAAGGAGUAUAA
Molecule: messenger RNA, 1755 nt
Organism: Cotesia congregata
Lineage: Eukaryota; Metazoa; Arthropoda; Insecta; Hymenoptera; Braconidae
Source: the annotation of a GenBank genome assembly